Messenger RNA from Tetrapisispora phaffii CBS 4417, 4401 nucleotides. It is a transcript of the gene RIF1, whose product is annotated as DNA-binding protein RIF1. Lineage: Eukaryota; Fungi; Ascomycota; Saccharomycetes; Saccharomycetales; Saccharomycetaceae. The record is from RefSeq and is a predicted model, not a curated record. Bases 1 to 4401 code for a protein of 1466 amino acids. Gene Ontology annotation, biological process: telomere maintenance. The transcript has a single exon. Gene Ontology annotation, cellular component: nucleus.
AUGAUAGAGGGCUCUCCAAUAGCAAACACGGUCACGAAGUCAAAGGCCCUUGAUCUUCUGGAAAGACAAUUGACUGAUAGGGCCAAAAGAAAUUCACCUCUACAGCACCAAAGGACAAAGAGUAUAUCACCUAUUAAAAGAUUUAAUUAUGGGAAUGAUGAUUCGAUGGCAAUGAAAUCUCCAACCGCUAAAAAGAGAAAAGUAAACAAUAACAAUGAGUCUCUUGUUCUUGUAGAUCCAAUAUCAAACAAAGAAGAUAUAAUGCAAACCAAGUUAGAAUUACAGAAAGUAGAAUUGAUGCAACCAGUACUGUAUAAAAUAAAACCAGCAGUAGAUAUUGUUGAGUCGUCUAAAAAUAAGAGUGUCGCCUUUUCAGAUCAAAUAGAACUGUCUCCUUCCAACUUUAAUAUAAAUUCUUCACCAAAACUCCUGGGUUCCGCAUCGAAGCCUUCUAAAUCUAUUCUAAGGAACUCGCAAACAGAAAAUGAUCAAACAAUUAAUAAACUAAAUUUUACAAACAAUACAGAACUCAAUUUUACCUUAUAUAAGUUGUCGAAUAACCCAUUCGAUCUAAAAUUUUGGGUGAAAGGUGAAAUUCAUAGUUUAAGAAACAUAAAUGAUAUUCAGGAAUAUAAAGAUAUAAUCGAUGGUGGAAUACAUAUAUUAAAAGGUACUGAUGACAUAAAUAAGGCUCGCAAGUUUGAGAUAUAUGCAACGUUUAACAAUAUAAUACCCAUCGUUACUUCGAAAACUAUGAAUGAUAUCAUAGAUCACAAAAUAGACUAUCUCUUAAAAUCAUUAAGCAUACUGUUAGAUCUGGCAAUAGAAGAUAUAAAAAUUGUACAAACAUCCCUCUUAAGUAGCAGUGAUAAGAAAAAUCCUUUUAUUACGAGACUUUAUGUCCAAAUGGUCAGAUUUUUAGGGAAUAUUGCAUCCAAUUUCCGUAUUGUUAAAUGGUUAGAUGAAAAUCCAGCAUCUUUGAAAACAUUAAAGGACUUUUACCAAUUAUCACUUGCAGUAUUAACUCAUGAAAAUUCAAAUAAACUUAUAAUUACUGCUCAGAUUACAUUUCUUAAAGACGAAAAAUUCAGUUCUUACUAUCUUGAUAAGAAUGAAAUUAAUGCAGUUAUAGAUGCUAUUAUCCACAUUAAGGAAAUCCCAAGCACCAACUUAACGUGUGAAAAGUUACUAUUAAUUAAACAAUUAAUAUCAAAACACCCAACCUUAAUGAUAUCGAAUUCAUUGAAAUGGCUUCCACAGGAAGUUAUAUAUAGGAUUCUAGUGGAAAAGGAACCAUAUACAUUAAAAGUUCUUUCGACAACUAUAUCUGUUCUAUUAGAUCUGUUAAAGAGAUGUAUGGACAAUCCAAAGGGUCACAAUGAAGUCUACGAAUGCGUUAAUGUACAACCAGUGAAAAAGUGUUUACCAAAACAAUAUUUUGAUCAAUUACAAACAGUGUAUCCAACUCUAACUGAUACUUCUACUAUUGGUGAAUUGUUACAAGAAUAUACCCUAUAUCUAAUUGAAGUAGAAGGUGAAUUUAAACUGGCAAUGGAUUUAUGGUUAUCCAUGGUCGCAUUACUGUAUAAUAACCCUACAAAAUUACCAUUACUGCUGCUUUCUGAAAAAGAUUCUAAAUGGUUACAUAUUAAUAAAGAUGUCAUUAAAUCCACCCAUGAAGGUCGACUACAUGCUAUCAAAUCUUGGCGAGUCGUAACUUACAUUGCCUUUACCAAUUUCAAAAAAAUUACCGAUGUAAAUAAACCUGUAAUGCUAAGAUUAUUGCGGAUGCCCCUUAUGCAUAUAACCGGGUCAAAUUGUAAUGCCACUUCAGAAACUGGUUUUCUUUAUCAUCUAACAGGUAUUAUAUUUACCUUUUGCAGUGUUUCGAAAUCCUUAAGUAACAGAGAUUUUGAUUUAAUCUGGACUGACCUCAUCAAACCUAUUUAUGAUAGCAUAUAUUCACAAAAUUUCACCUCGUCAUUUAUUGAAUAUAGUUCUGCAUUAUUACAAAAUGCUUUCGAUAUUAACAAAAGGGAAAAAAUAGGAUAUAGAGAUGUUCAUCCAGUAAAAGUUAUAGCAUCUAUAGGAGUAAGUCCUAAUAAUAUUGCACCUUUAUCCUUAGGGCAUAUUAAAGCAUCAUUUGUUGAAAUUACUGAUCUUCUGAUAAAUAUUACUAUAAAUAAUCCAUUUGAUUAUGAAAACAAUUUGCAAACACUCAAUAACAUUUUAAAGAACAUACCUGAAAGAUUUUAUAGCCAAUACGAUAUGUUAAAUAAAUAUAAAAGUGUAUUGAAGGUUAUUAUAGAAGGAAAUAAAUUAAAAAAAUGUACGUUAGUUAUUGAAUCAUAUCUGAUUCAACUAAUAUUAUCAUUCAAAAAAUUGUUAUUUUUAGACAAACCAGAAAUUUUAAUUGACAUCUUAUCAAUAGUGACUGAAAAAUUUCAAAAUUCUCCUGAAUUGGUUAUGAAUAUUACAAAAGCCUUAUUUAAAGAUCGAAAAAGUAGUAUAUCAGAAUAUACAGUGGCAAAAAUAAUUCUGUCUUUAAAUGAUGAAAUAUCUACUCUUUACAUAACAAACUGGAUAGGCUCCACCUUAAUACCAAAAAAUAUAAAUCAAAUCGAUUUUGUAUCGAUUUUACAAAUACUAAACAAGGUUGCUACUAAGCCGGUCAUUUCCAAUGUUUUAGAUCUAUGUGGGAGAAUGGAAAUGCCACCAGAUUUAUCUGCUGUUAUUGACUUUAGCCAUUGGUCUGAAGAUUGUGUUGAAUAUUUUAUUAAAAUAUACACUUCCAAAUUUCCUGAAAAUACGGUGACUUUAUUAAUGCCGACUAUCCUUAAUUACAUUGCAACUAAUGAAGCUUUUUUUGGUAACUUAGUCAGACAUCUUUAUGAUAAUAAUUCCUAUCAAUUAAUUAAAGACAUUCUAGAGAAAAAUCCAUCUUAUGUUGUUCAUUUAGAGAAUAUUAUCUCUGCUGAUACAAAAAAUUUGUUAACACCUAUGAAUUUUAAUUAUUACGUUAUUAAUCUAACCAAUUAUUCAUCCAGUUUAUCACAAUAUUUGAUCAGAUGUAUUUUUGACUCAAAUGCUCCAAGGCAGAACAAGGCUGCUUUCGUGGAAUAUAUACUACCUUCAUCGCAAACCAAAAGCUUGGAUGAUCAGAAAAAUAUUGCAAUUGUAACAUUAUUCAAUUAUUAUUGCGAAAACAAAAAUUGGGAGAAAUUAAAUGACUUACUACUGCUGAUUUUGGAGAGGAAACAUAUUAAUUUAUUAUCUGUAACAUUAAAUUCUCAACUUAAAGGAUGUAUGGAAUAUUUAACACCGAUGACUUUAGUAACCAUUGCUAUUAAAUGCCAAAUAAUGAAGAAGGAAAUUUUUGAAAUUAUUAAAUCUUCAUUCGAGAAUAAAGAGUACAGUUUUAAUUGUGAUUUGAUUUUUAAUCUUUUGAAGGAAAAAAAGUAUCAACUAUUCACUUCAAUUAUUGAUGAAUUUUGUAAAUUUUUAACAGUUAAGCAACUUAGUCGUUCAACUGAAGAACAGGAUGCGGCUAUAUCACUUUUUAACAGCUUUUUGGAUUUAUUGCUCAGACAAGGAAUGAAAAAAGUAGAUGCCUGUAUUAAUUCCUUACUAAUACAUAUGGAUAGAAAUAAAAAUGAUCACUACAUCAAAAUAUCAAAAAGUAUAUUAACAAAUCCUUUAUUCAUGUCUAGGAGAUUAAGAAACACGAAGUGUCAUAAAAUAUUAUCUGCCAAACUAGAAUUCUGGUUUGACCCAACUGCUGGCACAAUAGUAGAGUCGAUAUCGACUAUUUCAGAAAAAAUACCAAAUAUUCCAUUAGUAAGCUUUAAACUUAACACUGCAAAGAACACUAGUUCUGUAGUUAAUGGGAUAACUGACUUACACAAUGCGAAACUAUUGCAUUCCGAUAGGUUUGAAGAAGAAUCUACCCAACGUGAGUUCUCACCUAUCAAAUUGAAUUUUGAUAAUAGUAAGGUAAAUAAUUCUAGAACAGAAUUCGUAACUAGUACACAAAGUAUUUCAUACAAUGAAGUUCAAGUUCAGGCUACCCAAGAUCAACGUAAUACGAUAGAGAGCACGCAAAUUCCAGUAUUUUCAUCCAUAAUUGAAAAUCCAACUAGUAAAAGAAUAAGUUCACAAAUUAAAAAAUCUGAUAUCUCAAACAAUGAUAUCGAUGGUGACAGUGAACUUCCAGAAGUUGACGAUGCCGAUAUUUCGAUUAUAGAGACAAUAAAGUUCCCAAUAUUUAAUUCCAAAAGAAAUAUUAGAAACCCAUCCAAUAUGAGUUCAGAUGUGUUGCUUUCUGAAGAUUAUACUGAAAGACCUCAAAAAAAAGAAUUACAAAGUUCAGAAAAGAAAAACUUAUUAAUAGUAAGGUAUUGA